AUGUGGACGGACGUGGGGAAGCUGGUGCUGUUACAUGUGCUGCUCCUGGAGCUCCAUUCAGCCAGAGGCACUCACACGGAAUCGGAUUGUGAAGCCGGACAGUUUCAGUGCAAGAACGGCAGGUGCAUCCCGACCCUGUGGAGAUGCGACGACGACGACGACUGCUCCGACAGCAGCGACGAGGAGAACUGCCCCAAAAAGACAUGUGCAACCACGGACUUUGCCUGUAAGAAUGGGCAGUGUGUACCCGCUAGGUGGCGCUGCGAUGGAGAGCCGGAGUGUGCAGACGGUUCCGAUGAGGCUGAUGCCACCUGCAGCCGCCAGACGUGCCCGCCUGAGAAGUUCGACUGCGGGGGUGCUGCCAGCAAGUGCGUCUCUCUGUCAUGGCGGUGCGAUGGCGAGAGAGACUGCGAGAACGGGGCGGACGAAGAGCAGUGCGCUGCGGAUGGCAAAGCCUGCCCCAGCAAGGACUUCCAGUGCCGCAAUGGAAAGUGUGUCGCACCCAUCUUCGUGUGCGACGGUGACGAUGACUGCGGGGACGCCAGCGAUGAGGAGAAGUGCUCGGUCCCCACCUGCGGCCAGCACGAGUUCCGCUGCAAUGACUCGGAGUGCAUCCCCGCGCUGUGGAGCUGUGACGGCGACCCGGACUGCAAAGACAAGUCCGACGAGUCCAUGGAGCGCUGCAGCAGGAGGACCGAGCCCCAGAAGCCACGGUGCCCAGUGGGGGAGUUCCAGUGUGGCAGCGGGGAGUGUGUCCACCUCAACUGGAAGUGCGACGGAGAUGCCGACUGCAAAGAUAAAUCUGAUGAAGCCAACUGUCCCCUACUGACGUGUCGGCCUGACGAGUUUCAGUGCGGCGACGGUUCCUGUAUCCACGGCACCAGGCAGUGUAACAAAGUGCACGACUGCCCUGACUACAGCGAUGAGGCCGGCUGUGUGAACGCUACAAAAUGCGAUGGGCCCAGAAAGUUCCGCUGUAAGAACGGGGAGUGUAUUGACAACAACAAGGUGUGUGACGACGUUAAAGACUGCAAGGACUGGUCCGAUGAACCCAUGAAGGAGUGCGGUCUAAAUGAGUGUGCAGACAACAAUGGUGGCUGCUCCCACAUCUGCAGGGACCGGAGAAUUGGUUAUGAGUGUGACUGUCCCUCCGGAUACAAACUUCUGGACAAGAAGACUUGCGGAGACAUAGAUGAGUGUGAAAACCCGGAUGCCUGCAGUCAAAUCUGCAUCAACUACAAAGGGGACUACAAGUGCGAGUGCUAUGAAGGAUAUGAAAUGGACCCUGUCUCUAAGACCUGCAAGGCUGUGGGGAAGAGUCCGUACCUGAUGUUCACCAACCGCCAUGAGAUCCGUCGUAUUGACCUGCUGAAGAGUGAAUACACGCAGGUCGUCCCCACGCUGAAGAAUGCCGUGGCCCUGGAUGUAGAUGUCUCCACAAAUAAAAUGUUCUGGUGUGAUUUAUACCAUCACAAAAUCUACAGUGCGUACAUCAACAAGGCGAGUGACUCGUCCCAGCAGGUGACGCUGAUCGACUCAGCGCUCCACUCCCCCGAGGGACUGGCGGUCGACUGGGUCCACAAGAACAUCUACUGGACUGACUCGGGCGACAAGAGCAUCUCCGUCGCCACAGGCGAUGGCACAAAGAGAAAGGUUCUGAUUUCCACCGAGCUGAGCGAGCCACGAGCCAUCGCAGUGGAUCCACAGCAAGGGUUCAUAUACUGGUCAGACUGGGGAGGUCAGGCCAAAAUAGAGAAGGCUGGGAUGAAUGGAGUGGACCGACAGGUUCUGGUGUCACAACGCAUCGAGUGGCCCAACGGGAUCACCCUGGACCUACCCAACAGGCUGCUAUACUGGGUGGACUCCAAGCUGCACCUGCUGUCCUGUGUGGACCUGAAUGGGGACAACCGCAGAGUGCUGUUGUCUUCCCAUGACCACCUGGGACACCCCUUCGCUCUUACCGUCUUCGAGGACCGAGUGUACUGGACUGACUUGGCGGAUGAAGCAAUAUACAGUGCCAACCGCCUGACUGGGCGCGACGUGGUAAAGGUGGCAGAGCACCUCAACAACCCCCUGGACCUGGUGGUCUUCCAUGAGCAGAGACAGCCCGAGGCGCCAGACACCUGCAACAUGGGCAGUCUACCCAACGGAGGUUGUGAGUACCUGUGUCUGAAGGCCCCACAGAUUACAGACCACUCCCCCAAGUAUACCUGUGCCUGUCCAGACGGUAUGGAGCUAGGACCAGACAUGCGGCGCUGUGCUAUAGUGAAGCCCAAAGCAACCACCACAGCUGCUCCUACAACCACAACUACAACUACCACAACUACAACAACAACAGCCCCCACCACGACAACUACAAUUCCCACAACUACUCCACCCACCACCACCACCACUACCUUCAUCUCCACCACCAUCACAACCAAAACCAUACCCAUAAGCAGGGGAUCGACCACUGCGUCUCCCACCCCUUGGACCACCAGGACCAUCGCCACAACACUUCCUCCUCCGCGGCAGCGGAUGCCCCCUACCACCAGCACUGGGACUACAGCUCCCAGCGGUACCAGUCUGCGGCCUACAUCAGCGCACACACCCCUGCUGGGCCCACUAGCGCCGAACAGCAUCCAGCAAGAGAGCAACGCCAACCUCUCUCAUAGAGCGGGCAGUGAGCACUACCUCUUAGGUAACAACAUUACUGUGGCGGUUCUGGGGAUAGUCAUUCCUAUCGUCCCUAUCCUUGCCACAGUGGUCAUCGGCCUACUCUGCACUGGCGGAUACCUGGUGUGGCGCAACUGGCGCCGCAAGAACACCAAGAGCAUGAACUUCGACAACCCGGUUUACCGCAAAACCACCGAAGACGACGACGACGAGAUCCACAUCGGGAGACACAGCGAGACCAUCGGACAUGUCUAUCCAGCCGUGAGUGGCAGUCACAGUCAGCCAUUCAUAGCGCUCCCCUUAGGGGGCGGGGUCACAGACAACAAUUCUCAUUGGUACUCAGGGGCGCCAAUGCUCUCCAGUAGCAAAUGA
This is a messenger RNA of Lampris incognitus (smalleye Pacific opah), 3027 nucleotides long. It is a transcript of the gene lrp8, whose product is annotated as low density lipoprotein receptor-related protein 8, apolipoprotein e receptor. The coding region runs from base 1 to 3027 and encodes 1008 amino acids. The transcript is spliced from 18 exons. The record is from RefSeq and is a predicted model, not a curated record. Lineage: Eukaryota; Metazoa; Chordata; Actinopteri; Lampriformes; Lampridae. Gene Ontology annotation, molecular function: protein binding; calcium ion binding.